Aspergillus steynii IBT 23096 is the source of this 2052-nucleotide messenger RNA. Its product is annotated as threonine dehydratase, biosynthetic. The record is from RefSeq and is a predicted model, not a curated record. The coding region runs from base 161 to 1852 and encodes 563 amino acids. The transcript is spliced from 3 exons. Gene Ontology annotation, biological process: L-threonine catabolic process. Gene Ontology annotation, molecular function: pyridoxal phosphate binding; threonine deaminase activity. Lineage: Eukaryota; Fungi; Ascomycota; Eurotiomycetes; Eurotiales; Aspergillaceae.
UAGGGCUCGACUUCAGGGUUGAUGACAUAAACGCUCCCGCUCCGAUCACGGAAUUUUUUAGUCUCCCCGCGGAAGAGUCAUCGGCGGUUCUUUGCCUUCGGAGGCGCUCCAUCUCAACCCAGUCCUCUUCCAGUUCCUCUUUCGUUUCAUACACACCAUCAUGUCUGAAGCGUCCUCCACGAAUGGCGUGGCGACGCCGGUCUCCUCGCAGAUGAACAGUUUGGCCCUCCACCAGAAUGAAUGUUCUCCUAAUUCUGAGCGGGGCGAGCGCAAACUGUUUGGACUCGAAUGGGGAAUCCCCGAUGCUUUCCUACUUCCCAAUGGUUAUCCGGACUACCUGCGCUUGAUCUUGACCUCCCGAGUCUACGAUGUGAUUGACGAGACCCCCCUCCACCACGCCGUCAACCUCAGCAACCGAUUGGAAUGCCGCGUUCUCCUGAAGCGGGAGGAUUUGCUCCCCGUCUUCAGCUUCAAGCUUCGCGGUGCCUACAACAAGAUGGCUCAUCUGACUCAUGAGCAGCGGUGGAAGGGUGUUGUGGCGUGCUCCGCAGGAAACCAUGCGCAGGGUGUUGCGUUCUCCGCUCGCAAAUUGAAGAUCCCCGCCACCAUCGUCAUGCCCUCGGGCACCCCGGCCAUCAAACACUUGAACGUUGCCCGUCUAGGUGGCAGCGUUGUUCUGCAUGGAAACGAUUUCGACGCAGCAAAGGAAGAGGCACACCGCUUGGAGAUGCAACACGGCCUAACAAGCAUCCCUCCCUUCGACGACCCUUACGUGAUUGCUGGUCAGGGAACCAUCGGCAUGGAGAUCCUGCGCCAGGCGAACCUGCAGAACCUUGAGGCAGUGUUCUGUGCUGUUGGAGGGGGUGGUUUGAUUGCGGGCAUUGGGGUGUAUCUCAAGCGUAUUGCGCCCCAUGUCAAGAUUGUUGGCGUGGAGGCUCAUGAUGCCAAUGCGAUGGCCCAGUCCUUGGGUUCCGGCGCGCGAGUGAAGUUGAAGGAAGUUGGACUGUUUGCCGACGGUGCCGCAGUGAAGAAUGUGGGCGAGGAAAACUACCGACUGGCUCGUGAAGUGAUCGAUGAGAUCGUUCAGGUCUCCACCGACGAAACGUGCGCCGCCAUCAAGGAUGCGUUCGAGGACACCCGUUCCAUCAUUGAGCCCGCGGGCGCCUUGGCUCUUGCCGGUCUGAAGAAAUAUGUUUCCUUGCACCCUAGUCCGGACACCAACCGCGAACUGGUCGCUAUCACCUCUGGUGCCAACAUGGACUUUGACCGUCUCCGCUUUGUCGCUGAGCGUGCCGCCCUGGGAGAGCGCAAGGAGGCGCUGCUGAGUGUCAACAUCCCCGAAAAGCCCGGUGCUUUCGCCAAGUUGGUUGAAGUGGUUCUCCCACAUGCAGUUACGGCGUUCAACUACCGCUAUGCUCGUGAUGAUUCGGCCGAUGUCCUGAUGGGUGUUUCCUUGUCCGCUUUGACGGGCCGGGAAGAUUUGGCCAUCCUUAUGCGCGAGCUGGAGAAGGGAGGAAUGAGCACGAAGGACCUCAGCGAUGACGAGCUUGCCAAGCGCCAUCUUCGCUUCCUGGUCGGUGGCCGCUGCGACGUGCAGGAUGAGCGCUUGUUCAUGUUCGAAUUCCCCGAGCGCCCGGGAGCGCUCGCCAAAUUCCUGACUACUCUGCGUCCCAACCAGAACAUCUCUCUCUUCCACUACCGUAACUACGGCGGUGACGUCGGUAAGGUGCUUGCUGGUAUCCAAUGCCCGAGCGCCGAAAAGGAGGAUCUCGAGGCAUUCUUGAACGACCUGGGCUAUCCGUUCAGGGAGCAAACCGAUUCACCGACGUACCGCACUUUCCUCCGCUCGUGAGAAAACAUAUACCAUUUGUUCUGAGCCUACAGUGUAAUUGGCCUUGUUUUAGUUUUAUCAUUUUUCUUUUCAUCCGGGUUCAAAAAGAAUCUGCUGGGCGGUUGUGGAUGAUUUCCAGUCAAGCUUGUUAGGCGUUUGGGCAAGAGAAUUCAAAUUAUAGACUUUACUUGGUAUCGUAUUUUUCACGAUUUUCUACUAGG